CAACAGAUCAAUGAUGAAAGCCAGUAUUGUGGCCCAGAUUUGAGAAAUGAUUAAUUGAGCCUGAGCUAAGGUUUCUAAAACACAUUUGACUUUUCAUUAACACGUUGACCUAUUUUCAGCUCAAAAAGGCAACCUCAGCCUUAAAUACUAAUUUGCCUCCAUCCAUAACCUGUGGAGCCUGACGACAUGGUGACCCUGUGCUUCAGACACCUGAACAACAGACAUGGCUCAAGACUGGCAGCCAAGAAAAAUAAAACACAAGGUCAACCAUCAAGAUGUGGAUGAAGAGCUGCUUGCGUUUGUCAGGAAGCCAAUCCCUUCUGCUGCUACCUUGAAGGAUGAGGCAUUUGUACACAGCCUUGUGCCAGAGCUGAAGUAAAUAGGAAGAAACAAGGGCCGUCUGAAAGUGCAACUACUAUUUAUUGUAAACUGGCAAGAAAAGGCGCUAACAACAUUGAACCAAUGAUAUUACUUUGGGGGAGGGACAGAGUUAGUUUUGAUAUUUCAACCUACUUGUCCUGAUCGCGUCUGGUGUGGAUGGACAAAAUCAACAUGCGGAUGCAAGCGCGUGCCGAGUGUAGUCAGCAUGUUGUGUUAACACUGGCUUUGGCGUGCGCUCAUGAAAAUGUCACUGGACUUUACCAAGACAACAUAUGAAGAAUCUUUAUUUGCUCUGCACUGGACCAAGAUCCAAUGAACUUGAGUGAAAGUCCUUGAACCAAAGUUAAUGUUUGAUCUCUAUGUACAUUUAUACCUAUUAGCAUUGUGUCUAACUGUCCAGUGUUGAGAUGGAGAUGAGUGGCCUCCUGAGUGUUCUGCUGGUCACAUCAGCAGCCUUGCUGUUUAUAGCUAACGGACAGAGCAACUAUGAUAUGUUGAGGGAGGUUGACAAGAAACAUGUUGACAUGGCUAUAAGAUAUGCAAAUAAGAAUAGUGAGAUUCAGAAAAAUAAUCCAAAAGAGCACCUCAAUUUUUUUAAAGUUGUUGGACAAUCUGAGAUCAGUGCUCGGGAAUUUAAAAUCAACUUGUUGUUGAAAGCAACAGACUGCCCUAAGGCCAGUAGAGAUAGUGAACAUAAACAUCGCCCUGAAUGUCACUUUAAAUCCAGAAGGCCUUGUAUAAACUGUGUUGUUUGUACUAAAGACUUCCAUGGCAGCACUGACCCUUACAUUGACUGUGUUCUCAACACAGAUGUGAAGAAGCAAGAUAACAUCCGAUAUGACAAGUGUUCACCUCUUCAACAUGGAGGGAGUACAACUUUAGCCUUACUUGCCAAAGAAGAAGACCUUCAGACUGGAUGCCUUGGCUGUUUCUGAUAACUAAUGAAAGAACGUGUACUGAUGGUCAGAGGCCGUCCUUAUAAAGCACUUCUGUCUUUGGAUUUAGAAUGUAGCCUUUUGGGAGCUUCGGUUGGAAUUUACCACAAUGCAAUUGUGUCAAAUACUCUUUCCAGAUUUGAAUCUCUCGUAAUACACAGAUAAAUAUUGUAAAUGUACCCUUGUUUGCUGAUUUUCCACAUAUAUUCAAAGAAAAAUUGAGUGCAGUCUGCUACUUGAGAUUCACAUGGAUUACCCCACUGCUUAUUUCAAAAUAAUAUUACUGUUGAAAGUAAAGCUUACUCUAAUUUAACCAGUAUGAGGGGUGAAAUAAGGAUGUUAUUGGACUCUUUUUUUCUUCUUCUGAAUCUUAAAAUUUGUUUUACAAUUUUGGGAAGAAAAUUGCCUGUAUGUCUGCAUAUGUCUUGCAGUGUAAAAUGAUUGCAGCUCUGUUUCUACUUCUCUCAGGGCAGAGUGCCCACAGUCUUAUCUCUGGGCAGCCAGUUCUGCCUGUGACCGCAGAUCACUACUAGGUUUUUAUAGGUAACAUAAUGAACUUAGGGUCUGGUCCCUAUGGCCAGGCUGUGUUCACUGAGUCUGCACAUUGUCAAUUCAGUAUUUUCCUCAGUCACUGUGAUCAUAUGUCUGUAGAACAAACAGCAUUAAAGUUUGCUUUGGGUUUUGACUUUCUAAAAGGUGAUAUUUUUUAUUUUGAUUCGAUGACGGUUUGGUUGGUUAACAACCAGAACUUGGCUUAGAUUGUUGUCGGACUUCAAUCAAAUAUUAUUUUAAGGGGUGGAUCAGCUGUAUUGCAGAAAUAAAUUCAUUACAAAUCCUACAA
This is a messenger RNA of Oncorhynchus kisutch (coho salmon), 2157 nucleotides long. RefSeq lists its product as uncharacterized. The transcript is spliced from 4 exons. Bases 789 to 1316 code for a protein of 175 amino acids. NCBI's taxonomy places the organism in Eukaryota, Metazoa, Chordata, Actinopteri, Salmoniformes, Salmonidae. The record is from RefSeq and is a predicted model, not a curated record.